Arachis stenosperma is the source of this 1465-nucleotide messenger RNA. RefSeq names its product phosphopantetheine adenylyltransferase-like. Gene Ontology annotation, biological process: coenzyme A biosynthetic process. Lineage: Eukaryota; Viridiplantae; Streptophyta; Magnoliopsida; Fabales; Fabaceae. The record is from RefSeq and is a predicted model, not a curated record. The coding region runs from base 624 to 1202 and encodes 192 amino acids. Gene Ontology annotation, molecular function: dephospho-CoA kinase activity; pantetheine-phosphate adenylyltransferase activity. The transcript is spliced from 8 exons.
UACAGUGACAGUGUGACACAAUUACACACGUCACAUUUUGGGGCAUAAGCAUGGGGCAUAAUUAUUUUGUUUACCGUUCGUCUCCGGUUCCUCCUUCUCCUUCCUCCCUCACUGUUGUUCUCUGUUGCGUUUUCUCUGUCUUCUCCCGAAGCCGCCACUGCCGUUGCGUGAGGCUUAGUCACUGUUCGGGUCUCAACUUCACGAUCCCAGGGAAAUACCGCCGCCAGGAGUAGUGGUGGCUUGGCCACGAUUGAGGGAACACGACGGAACAGAACGCCUCCUCUCAUCUUCGCCGCUUCGUUAACUCGGGUCGUUGCGAGCUUUCCCUUCGUGGAGGCGCCGCUUGCUGCCACCGGGUCGUUCGUCGCGGUCUUUCUCGCAGCUGCUUCGCCUACGACCGCCGCGUCCGUGAACCAGCAAGGCGGCUUUGGGGUCGGUUCCAGAUCCAAUAGAUCUGCCGCGGCUGUCCCGAGUGGUUCUGCCGUUGUGGACGUCGUCGCCUUCCUCAGCUGGUUCUGUUCUCCACCACGUACGAUCGCCGGUGUUCAGAGGUCGUGUUUUGGCAUUCAGCUCAGGCCCGUUGUUUUCGAAUCGCACGUUGUGGAGGAGACGCCUCUGCUGUUAUGUUGAACCUGCAGCAGAAGAAAAGCGAGGCUGACGCUAUUCCAAUGGCCGCUCAAGAUGAUCCCAUGCUGCUUCCCACCCUCUCUCCUCCCAACACCUACCAAGCUGUGGUCAACGGCGGCACCUUUGACCGAUUGCACGAUGGCCACCGCCUCUUCCUCACCGCUUCAGCAAAAUUGGCAAGGCAGCGGAUUGUGAUCGGAGUUUGCGACGGACCUAUGCUUGCAAAGAAGCAGUUUGCUGAACUGAUACAACCCAUUGAGGAAAGGAUACGCAAUGUUGAAACCUUCAUAAAGUCUAUCAAGCCAGAACUGGAAGUGCAAGCUGUACCAAUCACAGAUCCUUAUGGACCUUCUGUCGUGGAUAGGGAUUUGGAGGCUGUGGUUGUAAGCAAAGAGACAGUGCCCGGUGGACUAGCAGUAAACAGGAAAAGAGCUGAAAGAGGCCUUUCACAGUUAAAGAUUGAAGUUGUAGAUUUGGUCUCUGGAGGUUUGGGUGAAGUUAAGCUGAGUUCAUCAAUGUUAAGGAAGCUUGAGGCUGAAAAAGCCAACCAGCAAAGCACAAUAUCACAUACUUAGUAACGAAGAAUUUGUUGAGCUUAUACAUAUAUUAUUUUUCAAACGUAGUUUACACUUUACACUGCCCACGAUUGCAACAUGCAAGUUUAGUUUUUGUUUCAUCAGAGUUCAGAAAAUGGAGGUAAUAACAUUUUAGGAGGGGGAAAAAUAGGGAGAAACUUGCAAGUCCUUGAGAUGGAAGAACUUUUCUCCCUGCAGAUAAUAUUUGUAUCAUUGAACUUAUUUAAUGAAAUGUUAUUUCAAGCGAACGUUGAUUUUACCCA